Molecule: messenger RNA, 333 nt
Organism: Exophiala xenobiotica
Lineage: Eukaryota; Fungi; Ascomycota; Eurotiomycetes; Chaetothyriales; Herpotrichiellaceae
Exons: 2
Coding region: 1-333 (110 amino acids)
Source: RefSeq, a predicted model, not a curated record
AUGAAGGUCAAGUGUACCUACGAGGACUGCUUCAAGCACUUCAGUACCCAGCGUGCUAUGAUCACACACAAGGAGAAAGAUCCCGAUCACAGCUAUUGCAAACUCUGUGAUGUCGACUGCGAAGAUGACAUGCAUCUGUUCAUCCACCAACUUGGAACACCAGCGCACAGUAGGAUAUCUGGCCCCCAGCUUGAACGCUCGAUGCUAACCCUGAGCCAGUCUGCUGCCCCGUCUGUGCUCAAGAGUUCAAAAGCACCGCAGGCAGAGAUCGGCAUGUCGAACAGGGAAGUCUCCCAAGAUCCGCUCAACGUACACCAAGCUUACAAGUUGUAG